This is a messenger RNA of Misgurnus anguillicaudatus (oriental weatherfish), 5321 nucleotides long. Lineage: Eukaryota; Metazoa; Chordata; Actinopteri; Cypriniformes; Cobitidae. The record is from RefSeq and is a predicted model, not a curated record.
AACAAACAUUGUCAUGAUAAAUAAAUUGUGUUAAAAGGAAAUAUAUAAAACACAUGUGACAGGUUGCCCUUACAUUUUUAAAUAAUAUCCUUAUCCUGAGAGCAUAGUUUACCAUUUUAAAAACGAUUUUUAUUUAUAAUUGACUUGUAAAAUCCCUUACGGAAAUUCCCAUGGUUCUAUUGCAGUUAAAACAAACAAAAUAUGGCUACUAAAGUUAAACCAUGGUUACUGUAUCAUUCUUACUACCCAUGACGCCAGUUUGUAUUAACAUUUCACUAGUAAAUAAUGUGGAAAGAACAAAGAUUUCACGCUUCAAGUUCCAUGUGAUUUUUAAAAUGCGUUAUUGUAAUAACUCGAGUCGCCUCGUGCCAUCAAGCAUCAGCGCAUAAACGCAUCGAUUACGCCGCUAUGCGCGCGCCUGCCGCGCGUUCACGCUCUGCUGUAGUCUUAUCGGAUGUGUGCGCGAGCCUCAUGUCAGAGCACUGCAGAUGUGACACCUGUAGUUUUUCACAUCUACAUUUCUGAAGUGUCGUUUCAUUCUUUUGGAAAAUAUGAAUGUGGAAUUUGAAGUUCAUCUCCAGAUCUUAUUGGCUGUUGGCUUGGCAGUCCUCUGUUUCUGCCUGAUGAUUGGCUGCAUCAUUUGCUUGUGUCACCAAAAGGCUCUUCCCUUCAAUGACAAGAAGGCGGGGCUAUCCCUAACCUCUGUACCGACUGAUCAUGUGUCUGUGACUAUUAGUUCCUCCCCCUCCAUAAACACGCUGCCAAUCAAACAGCAGUAUGAGGAAUUGGAUGGAGAUGUCAUGGAUUCUCCUUCAUCCAACAGCAGUUCAACAUCUUCAGGAUCAGAUGUUCAAUCCUCGUCUCUGCCUCGCUCUCUCUCUGAACUGAAAGGCUCUUCAAAAUCACGUUUCACACUACGGAGACUAAGUUCUCCCACGGUCUCCUCCACUGUAACUAAACCUGCCGUCCGCGGUCGUUCUUCACUCCCUGUCAUUCCUAAAUUCAGUCUGGUGACAAAGACCCGCAGAGCGCUCGAUCGCAAAAGCGCCAGGGUGGGAGAGAACUGUUUGCAUUCAGAAAGCAGCAGGCUUACCACCUGCCCAUCAUCAUCUGGUUUCCAUUACGGCUCCAGUUCCCUUAAACCCAAACCAUCUCUUCACUUUACCUUGUUUUUCUGUCCAGCAGAGAGCAGACUGACAGUCACCGUUCUGGGUCUCUACAGAGGCUCUAAGAAAAUGAGCGGGGCCGUAAUCAGGGUUUGUUUACCCCCGGUCUGUCCCGCACCAAUGCAGGGCAGCUCAAGACGCAGACGUAGCCUCAGCCCAGAGACACCGGUUCACAUCUUCACCCUGCAGGUGAAAUCAGAGGAGCUUUAUGGUUGCACGCUCAUACUGACAGCGUCCAGCAGGGAUUUCUCUGGAUUGAGAGAGACGGCUUUGGGUGAACUUCAGCUGACGUGUGCAGAAAUCGACUGGCAGCCCGGGUCCACCGUCACUUUCAAUCGUCAGCUCAACACUGCAAGCAGGAGCCUGAGGAAGAGUCAGAGUUCUCAGGAUAAAUUAUUGGAUGUCAGAUGUUCGGUUUGUUCAGGACAACUUUUGAUUCUCCUGCAGUAUCAGACACUGGCACACCGCAUGAAGGUGAUGGUCAGGAAAGCUGAAAAUUUACCCAAACUCAGCAGAAUUCCAGGAAGCCCAGAUCACUAUGUCAUCAUCAACCUACGUCAGAGUGGAAAGGUAAUCAGCACUAAGGAGACGAAGUGCGCCGCUGGUGUGAACGCUGUUUGGAACGCACCCUUCCUGUUUGAUCUCCCGACCGGUGACAUUGACACGCUGCCUCUGCUACUGGAGCUCAUCGUAAUGCAGGGGCGGCUCUACACAAAGAGUUGCAUUCUGGGCCGUGUUCUGAUUGGCUACGAGGCUCCUGAAGCAGGAAAGCAGCAUUGGAAAGAAAUGUGCAGCAGGGUGCAGGUGGAGACGACACACUGGCACGCACUUCAACCUGACACCUUAUAGGCCAGCAAUCCUUAACUGAGACGUCCCCAAACCAGUCCAGUGUCCUGUAACUCCUUCACUGAUUCUCAUUUCGAGUGGACGUUGAUGGUUUGGGGAAAAUAUGUUAAAAUGGACUUGAAUCCUAAUGCCUGUCUUUACAACAGGGUUAUGUUGCUUCAACAGAAGUUGUGCAUUAUAGUUGGUAUGUUAUUGUGUAAAAAUGAAUUUUGUGAGUUGUUUGUUAGCCAGCUUAUUUCUUCUACAUGAUUUGAAACAUCUCUUCAUCAGUAAUUAUAUUAAUGCAUCCACAAAUUGUAUCCACAAUGAUUAUACAGUCAACAUUCACAAAUGCAGCGUUGAUUGACACGCCUCUAAUUCCUAAUUUUGACCUUGUGAAAUUGUUUACCCAUAGGGCAAAAAAUACAUUUCUCUGGCCAAAAAUAUGUAUAUAAGUAUAUGCUAAAUACAUUUUGUAGAAAGUAAAGCUUAAAUAUAUUUUUGGAAUUUGAAAAUAUAUUUAGUUUUAAUCUUCAUAUAUUAACAUUUAAAAAUGUAUUUCAGGGGCAACAAAUACAUUUCUAAGAAAUCAAGAAAAAUUCAAAGCGCUCAGAAAUAGCAGAAGAAAUUAUUUAGAAAAAAUUGAAGGUCCUCUUUGGUAGGCUGUAGGGUAUACAAAACGUCAAAAAAAGGGAAUCCAAGGCACUCUUCGUAUUUCAAAAAAGUAUUAUAAAUAUUUAAACAUGUCUAUAUAACAUUAAAACAUUAAACUGGGCACAGAUGAGAUAGCCUUAUAAAGGCUUUUUAUAAUACUUUUUUGAAAUACAUUUCUAAUUUUGCAACCCAUACGGCAAACAUUUUUUUUUCUCAAAAUAUAAAAGUUUGUAUGAAUGUAUAAAGUAUAAAAUGUAUAAGUAUGUAUGAAAUAUAAAAUUUUUGUUGUUGGAAAUAUAUUUACUUUCAACCUUUUCAAGCCUGUUGUUUACAUAAUAAUACAGAGUUUUUUUUCAAUGCUAUGUGAAUAUAAAUGCUUUAAAAUAUAUUCCAAAAUGUACAAAAAAUUUACAUAUUUUUGAAACACAAAAUACAUACAUGGAACGUAAAAGUGAACAUACAUAAACAUAUAUUUCAGCACAUAUAUUUUUGGCCAUUUUUUGUAUAUUUAAAAAUAUAUUUAAAAUUAUAUUUGAAAAUAUAUAUAUUUUUGCCUUAUGGGUGAAAUUCGUGAACACAUAGUCGAUAUGCGUCCACGUGCUUGCCUACAUCUGCAUGACGUAAUUUUGAUCAACACUGCAGCUCAAUUUUUACCCGGACUGUGCACGCACAACAGCGCAUGCGCGAGAAAAAUGUUGAGAGGAACACUCCACUAUACACAAUGGCAAUAGACAGCAUCUUUUCUUCUUUUAUUUUUACUUUCUUAGAACAGAACGCUAAAGAGCAUUUCCUUCAAUAUAAUGUUUGAUUCCUGAUCUUUGAUUUCUUGUUGUUUGUUCAAAACUUUUUUAUGGUGGAUCCGUUACUUUUCUUCAUAUAUCCUGAACUUGUGAUUGAUCCUUUAAAUGACGCGAAUCAGUGCUGUCCUGACAGCUUUGAACAGGAAUCAUUUGAAGAAGAAAUUCUUUGUAAAUUACAUUUUCAUUUUAAAUUCAGUUUCAUAAAAUGUUUAAAAAGCAUCCAGACAGUACAAACUUAAAUAGUUGAGAAUAAAAAAAAUGGUUAAACCUAUGAACAAUAUGAAAAUUAAAUCAAAUUAGCAUAAUAAAAGUUCUCAACAUAAUGCAACAGUAUUAGCAGUGGGACAAAAGUAGCAAAUGUACUCCGACAGGAACUCCUGACAUUUAAACCCAAUUUACUUUUAUUUUGAAAAACUUUGAGAAGUCAAACUUCAUGUGUUAGAGCACUAAAUAACCUGUAGAUUGAUCAGUACUGUAAACCAUGAAACCAGAAACACAAUAUGUUAUAAGGAAAAAGGGAUUUAGGUAUUUACGUAUCAUGGUUGAAACAGCUUUCUGGACCUACACAUGGAAACUGAUGAUGAAAUAAUGUGAUAUUUGUCAACUCUGUCAAGGGUUGCAUGCUAAAGAUGCUGUCAUAGUUUGAAAUGCAAAUGAAGUCAGGGCUCUGAGAAAAUUUGUUUGUUUCUUUUUUGUCCCGCUUUACUUUCGCCUCGGUUCUCCUAAUAUCAUAUAAAUGAAUAUCAUUAGACUAAUAUUAUGGUUUAGGUUUAUAAUUUAAUAGUAUAUUCAUAAUAGGGGUUUGGUAUUUCAUUCAGAGCUAUGCUCCAUCAGUGAAAAAAGAAAGAAUCGAAAACAACAGUGUCUUUCGACUUCAGAACCAGGAAUCAGAACCGAUUCCAAAAGCCCUACUUUAAAGGUCCCAUGUGUUCAUGUUUCACGUGUAAAAUAAAACUUGUUGAUGUAGACAAGACCGACAUUAUCAAAAUUCCUCCAGCUUUGGUCUCAGCCUGUAAGUUAACUCCUUUUAGCAUUGCAUUGUACUCAAAUCUUUCAAACAUAGUAAGGAGCAUCACAUUUUCGGCUGAUGUCAGAUGUAUUCAGACCAAUCACAAUGUACAGAUUAGCUAGCCAAUCACGGACACAAAGCUUUUUAAAUCUAUGAAGAGAGUGAAAUCUGGAGCUGCAAAAAUGUACGGUAAAUAAUGUGUUUUUUUUAAACCACGCGAACACAUUGUAUUAUACCAGAUACACAAAAUAAUGUUUUUUUAGCAAUGAAAUAGGUGCUCUUUAGUGUGUAAUGUUGCUGUUAGAGCAAAAUGAUAAAGCUCAAAGUUCACUGCCAGGCGAUUUAUUUUCUCUAAGUUUGAAAAAUGGGAUCAGGAAAAACGUGACCUUUACAGACUGAACGGAUGCGGAAAAAGUAAAGGGCUCGUUAUAGUCGUGCGUAGGUCCUACGGCGUAGCUGCGACGGUGUAGGUUCCGCGUCGGUUUUCAUUUAUUUCUUCAACGUGAUGACCAGCCGAUGCCCGACCAACGACCACCGGCUAAACCAGUUUAAUUCGCUUACCCGCCUCCUAUCCCUACCGUUUCUAUAUAUAUAUAUAAAUAUAUAUUAAUUCCUCCCAAGGGUUUUUGUCCUUCUAGGAGUUUUUCCCAUUGGGUUUUUUCCUAGGGGUUUUUUUCGUCCCAGGGAGAGUCAGCCAACUUUGGCUUAACUUAGCACUUUACUGUAUACGUUACAUUAUUAAUAUGCUCACUUGUACGGUUUAACCGCUUUCUCUACUUCUUAUAUUAUUCAUUGAUUUUCUGUGUUCUCCUCUACAUCUUCUCAUGUAAAGCUGCUUUGCAACAAUUAACACUUGUGAAAAGCGCU